Molecule: messenger RNA, 3468 nt
Organism: Miscanthus lutarioriparius
Lineage: Eukaryota; Viridiplantae; Streptophyta; Magnoliopsida; Poales; Poaceae
Source: the annotation of a GenBank genome assembly
AUGUUUACUCCGCAGGGCAAAGGAUGGACCGGCUGGUCGACGCCGACUGCGGCCAACCAGCGGAGCGGUGGUGGCGCUCCUGCUGCGUCGGCGCCGCUUGGAAAGGGGGAAGGAAGGGUCGCCGAGCUCGAGCAGGAGUUGCAUGAAUAUCAGUACAAUAUGGGGCUUCUUUUGAUUGAAAAGAAAGAAUGGGCAGCAAAAUUUGAAGAAAUCAGUCAAGUGCUGACGCAGAAAGAGGAGAUAUUGAAGAGAGAACAAGCCACACAUCUUAAUGCUAUAUCAGAAUACGAAAGGCGGGAGGAGAACAUGCGGAAAGCACUGGGUGUUGAGAAGCAAUGUGUGGCUGAUCUUGAAAAGGCCUUGCGUGAUAUACGAGCAGAGAUAGCUGAGGUUAAAUUUACAUCUGAGAAAAAGAUAACAGAUGCUCAGUCUCUUGAGGCUAGUUUGGAGGAGAAAUCCUUGGGGGUCGAGGGAAAACUUCAUGCUGCAGAUGCCAAACUUGCAGAGGCAAACCGCAAGAAGUCUCAAGCUGAUCGGGAUUUAGAAGAGGCUGAAGCUCGUCAACGUAGGUUGGAGAAGGAGAAGUUAUAUUUUGAGACAGAGCGGAAGGCCCGAGAAAAGCAACUCAAGGAGCAGGAGGAAUCACUGCAGGAGUGGGAGAAAAAGCUUAAGGAAAGUCAGAAUAGACUUAAUGACUUGCAGAGAUCUAUAAAUGAGCGAGAGGAGAGAGCAAAUAAGAAUGACCAACUUUUCAAGAUAAAACAGGACGAACUGGAGGAGGCAAGAAAAACAGUGGAGGCCGCUAAAGUUACUCUGAAAGUCAAAGAGAAUGAUAUUAACAAAAGACUAAAUGAAUUGCAUUCACAGGAAAAGGAUGCUGACUCAAAGCGCAGUGCCUUGGAAGAGCGGGAAAAAAAGUUGGUUGAGAGAGAGUCAAAGGUCACUACUAGGGAAAAGGAGGGGCUCCAGAAGCUUCUUGAGGAUCAUCAGGCGGAACUUGAAUCCAGAAGACGGGAUUUCGAAUUAGAACUAGAGAGGGAAAGGAAAUCAUUUGAUCAAAAGAUGACACAGAAUGAAGCGGAUUUAUUGAAAAGGGAGAAAGAUGUUAAAUCUUUGGAGGCUAAACUUUCUAAAAGUGAGCAGGCAUUGAAUGAUAAGAAGAAAUCAAUGGAAAGUUUGCAGAAUGAUCUUGAUGCCAAAUCCAAGGCUCUGAAGAGGUGGGAUGAAUCAUUGAAAAAUGAUGAGAAAAGAUUACCCGAAGAAAAGCAGCAACUGAAUCAUGAAAGAGAGCAAUUGGAGACAUACAAAUUGGAGCUGGAAAGGAUCAAAUCAGCAUUAGAAACUGAAAAGGAAAGAAUAUCAGAAGAGAAGAAUAAUCUGAAACUCACAGAGCAAGAGAGGCAGGAGCAUAGCUUGCUGACAGCAAAACUUAAGAAGGAGAUUGAGGAAUACAGAAUGCGAAGCAACUCCCUAUCUGAGGAGAUGGAGGAUUUGAGGAAGCAACGGCAGAAAUUUGAAGAAGAGUGGGAACAGCUAGACGAAAAAAGAGCCCUUCUAGUAGAGGAGGACAAAAAGCUGAAAAUUGAGAGGAUGAAUUUAGAACGGUGGCGUGACAAUGAAGAAAAAAGGUUAAAUGAUGUGAAGCUCGAAAUGGAUGAAAAAUACAAGGACCAGCUGGAGAGUCUUGAGCGUAAGGAAAAGGCUUUGACUGAUGAUAUAAAGCACAAGCAAAUGGAAAAUGAUGAGUUUCUGAAGGGAGAAUGCGCUGAUCUGCAACGUAAAUUGCAGCUGAAACAGCAUGAAUUGGAGAUGGAGAUGGAGCAAAAACAAGCAAGUAAAGAGAAGGAACUGGAAGAAAAGGAAAAUGAGUUAAAUAGGAAAAUGGAUUUUGUGGAAAAUAAGCUCCGACAUGCUAUUGAGUUGAACGAGUCCAAGAUUCAGAAGAUAUUAGUGGAGAAAAGGGAGCUGCAGAUGGAAAGAUCAUUACUGCUAGAGGAAAGAAAGAAACUGGAGACUGACAAGGCAGAUAUUAGAAGGGAUAUUGAGAGUCUGCAUUCACUGAGCAAGAGUUUGAAGGAACGCCGAGAGAAAUAUAACAGGGACAGGAAACACCUCAUCGAUCUAUCUGAAAAGUACAAGGCAUGCAAGAACUGUGGGAUUUCUAUUUUUGAGGUAUCAGAUUCUCUUCUUCUUAAAGACAGUGCUGAAAUUGAACAUCCCAGUUUGGUUGUUGAGGGAGAUGAUCGUGCCUUGACCACUGAUACAUCAGGUCUAGAUACAGGAACCCUUGUUAAUUCAGGUGGUCCUUUUUCUUUGUUACGGAAGUGCUCAACGCUUUUCAAGUUCUCCCCUAGAAAAAAAGGUGAGCAGUCAUCAGAGCAACCAGCAGAAAAGAAUAUACCUUUUGGCGCAAGACUUGAGGAAGCAACACAGAGCGAUGGAGAUUAUGAGCCAACUCCUAUCUAUGAGAUAGCCCAUGAUUCUUUUGAUGCAGAGGAUGAGCUCCCUUCUGAUGGUGGAACCAGGGAGAACGAAGAGUCUGAAAGGCAUGACAUAGCUGAUGAUGCUCAGAUGGAGUCUUCUGUUGGUGUAGCAGAUAACAGUAUAGAUAUUCUUGGCACUCAGUCCUUUGAUGGAACUAACGACAUGGCAGUUGAAGCAACUAUUGCCUCUGUUGAUCAAAAUGGCAAGGAUUCUGCAGCACCUGCUGAAGCAGGUGUACAGCCUGAAACAUCAAAGCAAGGUCGGCGCCAACAAAACCGGAGAGGCAGAGGGAAAGGUGGUGUGAAAAGGACACGGUCCGUUCGUGCUGUAGUUGAAGAUGCUAAAACGAUACUUGGUGAGACGUUUGAGGAGAAGAAUGAUGGUCAGGGAGAUAAAGUCAUGAUGGGUGCUACACGAAAGCGGAGGUUUGCUGGAGCUACAAUAAGUGAACAAGAUGAAGAAGGCAGCGAAGCACAUUCGGAAAGUGUUUCACUUGGAGGGCAGCGUCGCAAGAGGCGGCAAACUGCUGGGGCAGUGACAGAGGCCCCAGGAGAAAGACGUUACAAUCUGAGACACAGUAGAGUUGCAAAUGCUACCGCCGCAACAGCCCAAACUGACAAAAAGAAAUCUGCGAAGGCAGGAAAUAAACAUACAGUAGAAGUUACUGCUGAUGACACAGAAGGAACCUCAAAGGUUGACGAGGAACCUGCCCCUGAGAGCAAGAAGGCCUCUGAAUCUACAGACUAUGGCGCAUCCCAGUUGCACGAGUUUUCCCAGGCUGAAGUUGGUGAUGCCCAUGCCCCUGUAGAGGGUGCUGGUGAGGAAGAUGGUGAUAUUGUGGAUGGCCAAGGUGCACUGCCUGAUGUGCCGAUGACACGAUCUGGAAGUGAACUUGGAGCAGAACAGGAAGACGAGGACGAUGAUGAUUCAGAGAGGCGAAACCAAUCAAUCAGCAAGAAACUAUGGUCAUUCUUCACUACAUGA